Molecule: messenger RNA, 318 nt
Organism: Pochonia chlamydosporia 170
Lineage: Eukaryota; Fungi; Ascomycota; Sordariomycetes; Hypocreales; Clavicipitaceae
Exons: 2
Coding region: 1-318 (105 amino acids)
Source: RefSeq, a predicted model, not a curated record
AUGGGAAUGAUAUCGGCAGAAGACGUUUUUGUUUGCAUACCACCCACAAUGGCUCUCUUCAAUUCCUCAGCACAGCCAUAUGUACAAGGCUUAAUGGAUAAGGAUUCAAGAGGAACUGGAGUUGAACAUCGCAAUCUAGGUGGGCAUUCAACAGCGGAGACGAAACAGAACAGGGAAACUCACAAAGACAUGAAGCGGCGAGAUGCCCUCCAACAAACAACCAUUUCUGGACAGUCAAGUCGCAAACAUCAAGGUUACGCAAAUGACGGUCCAAAGUUGCAAUCUGAGAACCUGAGACGCCUUGCUCAUCGGGUGUGA